AUGCGGGAAACGGCUGGGGUAAAACGAAUCGCCCUCGCGCCAUCCACAAACUACGAGCGUCAGCUGCUCGAAGACGCGUUCGAUCGGUUCGGAUGGGAACGCGUGAACUCGCCGCGUGAGGCGACGCUGCAGUGGGGGAAGGCUCGCGAUAUCGACUGGCGGGCGGUGCUCGACGGCGAGCUGGUGGCUAAUAGCUACUACCUCAAGACGGCGUUGACGCGAAAAGCUGAUUUGGCCAAACUCCUGGCCAAACACGCAAAGAUCGUCGGGCCUAACUCUCCAGCGACGUCGGCUGUACCCGAGACGCACGUCAUCGACUUGGACGAUAGCGACGAUAGUGACAAUGAAAGUUCGUCCCUGCCCGCGUGGUUCGCUACCACGGGAGGGGCUUGGGUGCUGAAGCGCUCCGAGUCUAACCGCGGCGAGGACAUAUUUUUUGUGCGAUCUGAGUCACCCGAGGACAGGUUGGAAGCUGAGCGACUCCUGGCGGCUGAUCGCGGCGGGGAGUCGCCAUGGGUGCUGCAGCGGUACAUCAAGCGUCCAAUGCUUGUCGAUGGGGACUUCAAGUUCCACCUACGGGUUAUGGUGUUGGCGAUUGACGAUCUCAGAGUGUUUGUUCACGACGCCGCGGUUGCCCUUUGCGCCGCAGAACGGUUCGGGGAGGAGGACGGCGUGGACCUGAGCAAUAAAUUCGCGCACGCCACGAACCACUGCGUGCAGAAGAAACAUGGGGGGGACGGGAAAACGACAGAAUCCAACUCGUUCACGAUAGAUGAGCUGUGCGAGCGCGUGCGGCUUCCGAAGGACUCGCCAACUGCGGCUGCGUUGUCUGAGUGCAUUCGCAACCAGAUUGACGCCGUCGUGAAGGACCUGUUCUUUGCCGCUCGAAGUCGUGCAUCCCCCGCUGUCGGGUUCUUUCCCAUGGCUGGGUCUUUCGAGCUCUUCGGAUUGGACUUCAUCGUCGACGAGGACGGCAAGGUUUGGCUGCUUGAAGUCAACUCCGACCCAAGCCUCGCGGUGUUUGGCGAGAGGCUUAAGCCGUUGUGUUCGGAUUUGAUUGUCGACGUGGUUCGUGUCGUGAGUGGAGACACGAACAAAGUCGACGGCGGGUUCCGGUUGGUGCUCGAGUUACCGCCCAGGUUUCCAGACGCUACCGAAGCCCGCCGUCGGGUCUCGAAGCUGGUGUCUAUCGUGGGAUCGUUCACUGCCGGCACCUAUGAUGAACAUGAAGGAGGGAAGAAGGUUGCGUCAAUCGCGAUUGGCGCGCCGGGCGCAAAGGGUGCGGCCAAGGCAUUGGCCGCAAGGGAAGAUUGGGAGGUGACGACCAACCCAAACGCCCCGUUGUGUUCGCUACAAUGGGCCCCGCAUCGCACGGUGAGGAUGCGGCAGCUGCGCUCGAAACGGCUGCGGGAGGAGCUUGCAGGUGGCGCUUGA
Micromonas commoda is the source of this 1434-nucleotide messenger RNA. RefSeq lists its product with no specific name. Lineage: Eukaryota; Viridiplantae; Chlorophyta; Mamiellophyceae; Mamiellales; Mamiellaceae. Gene Ontology annotation, cellular component: P-body. Bases 1 to 1434 code for a protein of 477 amino acids. The record is from RefSeq and is a predicted model, not a curated record. Gene Ontology annotation, molecular function: metal ion binding; ATP binding. The transcript has 3 exons. Gene Ontology annotation, biological process: protein modification process.